GUCUCUUUCUUUGGGGCAAGCUCGUGGAUGUUGCCUCUAAUCAGCGAAGUAGGAAGAAUGGCGGGAGGAUCUGAGAGAAAGACGAUACUGGUGGGUUUGGUUUUAGCUCUUGUUCUUGGUGUCGCUGUUUACUUAAGGCUUUGGACUAUCGAUUAUACUCUAUCUUCCGAUGACACAGAACGCUUAAGGAGACAGUUUGAUUUGGCAAAUAGAGAGGCAAUGGAUGAAUCUGCAGAAUGGCGGAGAAUGUUUGAUAAGGAAGCUGAGAAAGCUUCGAAAUGUAACACAGAACUAGCACUGAUCAAAGAGUCAUCUGGGAAUGGAAACACUUCCAAUCAAAAGCUGGAGUCAUUACAAAAGGAAAAUGCGGCAUUGCUCAUUCAAAUAGAGACAUUAAAACAAGAGCUUGAAGCUUCACGGUUAAAGUGCCACUCACGACAGUCACCCCGUUAGAAUACUGUUUUUGAUAUGUUGUCAGUGAUAGAUUUAGUCCUUUACUGGUAAGAAUAUCCCGGAUUGGCGGAUUGUCAUAUACAUUAUAUAGGCUCUAUCAUGGAAAUAGCUUUUCAGAAACACCAACCACACAAUCUUGUAUUGAUAAAUCAAUUUAGAAUUCAGUU
Messenger RNA from Arabidopsis arenosa, 620 nucleotides. The record is from the annotation of a GenBank genome assembly. NCBI's taxonomy places the organism in Eukaryota, Viridiplantae, Streptophyta, Magnoliopsida, Brassicales, Brassicaceae.